Messenger RNA from Coregonus clupeaformis (lake whitefish), 3785 nucleotides. RefSeq names its product dentin matrix acidic phosphoprotein 1-like. NCBI's taxonomy places the organism in Eukaryota, Metazoa, Chordata, Actinopteri, Salmoniformes, Salmonidae. The transcript is spliced from 9 exons. The record is from RefSeq and is a predicted model, not a curated record. The annotation marks the transcript as partial. Gene Ontology annotation, cellular component: microtubule; kinocilium; microtubule organizing center. Gene Ontology annotation, biological process: dendrite morphogenesis; regulation of cilium assembly; intracellular signal transduction.
UUGGAUCUCAAAUACAUUUAUAUAUGCGUGGGGAAAUUAUUUAGCAUAGCCUUGGAUACUUUGACCACAAUCGUCAUGAACUCUGAAAAGCCCAAUUUUCUAUCCCAACCUGUCGUGAAGAACAUUUUCGUGUAUCGAAAUGGAGAUCCCUUUUACGAGGCUCGCCGGUUAGUGGUAAACCAAAAGAGAGUGUCCAAUUUUGACACUUUUCUUCGAGAUGUGACGGGGGGUGUGCAGGCUCCGUUCGGAGCGGUUCGGAACAUCUACACCCCUAAAAUGGGGCAUCGGGUGGCCUGCCUGGACCACCUGCAGAGCGGGGAACAAUAUGUCGCUGCCGGGAGAGAGAAAUUCAAGAAAUUGGAUUACUCACAGAUAGGAUCCAGAAAGAAAAAGAUGCUUCAAACUAUUUCAGGGCAGCCUUACCCACAGGCUAAACCGGUGCCCCAGAGUCGAAUCAUUGUAUCAGCAAGAUUCCUGAAACCCAUCAAAGAGCCCUGUGCGAUUUUUGUGGUAGCGAAUGGUGAUGUGUUGAACCCAGCUUUAAGGCUGCUGAUACCCCAGCGGAUACUUGGCCAGUAUGACAGGGUUCUGGAGAUGAUCACGGACAAAAUGGGCUUGAGAAUCCUGGGGUGUGUACGAAGCCUUUAUACCUUUGAUGGAAAUCAUGUGAAUGAUGGAAAGGACUUGGAGAGUGGACAGUUUUACGUGGCUGUUGGGAGAGACAAGUUUAAAAGGCUUCCUUACAGUGACCUUCUGUUCACCAAACCAGGGGGAAUACGAAGGACUAUAGGAUCCAAAGCUUCCUCAUUACCUCCCAUAUACAGAUUUGGAAAGCAAAACAGAAACGGUUUGACGGUCCACCACAGUAAGUCUAUAGUGCAGUGCAGCGAGCCAGCAGACUCGAAGAUAUCUGCGCGUGACAAGGACCGCACGUCGUCCAUCGUCAGGGAGAUCUCCCAGCGGAGACUCAUAAUCCUCAGGAAGAGGAGGAGUGGUCUCAGCAUCUCCCUGGGAACACAGGACAACGACGGGGAGGUGCAGACUGAUGAAUGCCCUUUAGAGAAUGAAGACCAGUCUCCACAGAGUGACCUAUCCACUGAAGAGAUUAGACAUACCUCUCCACAGAGUGACCUGUCCACUGAAGAGGUUAGACAUACCUCUCCACAGAGUGACCUGUCCACUGAAGAGGUUAGACAUACCUCUCCACAGAGUGACCUGUCCACUGAAGAGGUUAGACAUACCUCUCCACAGAGUGACCUGUCCACUGAACUGGUUAGACAUACCUCUUCACAGAGUGACCUGUCCACUGAACUGGUUAGACAUACCUCUCCACAGAGUGACCUGUCCACUGAAGAGAAGCCAACAGAGGACAUUAUAUCUACUGACACAGAGGAGAGUCCAGAGGGAGAAGAAGGUGUAAAGGAGGAGACUGCAGAAGCUGAGAACUCCACAGAGGAACAAGGUGAUAACAAGGAAGACUCUACUAAGACCACAGAGGUACAAGGUGAUAACAAGGAAGACUCUACUAAGACCACAGAGGAACAAGGUGAUAACGAGGAAGACUGUACUAAGACCACAGAGGAACAAGGUGAUAACAAGGAAGACUGUACUAAGACCACAGAGGAACAAGGUGAUAACGAGGAAGACUCUACUAAGACCACAGAGGAACAAGAUGAUAACAAGGAAGAUUCUACUAAGACCACAGAGGAACAAGGUGAUAACAAGGAAGACUCUACUAAGACCACAGAGGAACAAGGUGAUAACAAGGAAGACUGUACUAAGACCACAGAGGAACAAGGUGAUAACAAGGAAGACUCUACUAAGACCACAGAGGAACAAGGUGAUAACAAGGAAGACUGUACUAAGACCACAGAGGAACAAGGUGAUAACAAGGAAGACUCUACUAAGACCACAGAGGAACAAGGUGAUAACAAGGAAGAUUCUACUAAGACCACAGAGGAACAAGGUGAUAACAAGGAAGACUGUACUAAGACCACAGAGGAACAAGGUGAUAACAAGGAAGACUCUACUAAGACCACAGAGGAACAAGGUGAUAACAAGGAAGAUUCUACUAAGACCACAGAGGAACAAGGUGAUAACAAGGAAGACUCUACUAAGACCACAGAGGAACAAGGUGAUAACAAGGAAGACUCUACUAAGACCACAGAGGAACAAGGUGAUAACAAGGAAGACUCUACUAAGACCACAGAGGAACAAGGUGAUAACAAGGAAGACUCUACUAAGACCACAGAGGAACAAGGUGAUAAGAAGGAAGACUCUACUAAGACCACAGAGGAACAAGGUGAUAACAAGGAAGACUCUACUAAGACCACAGAGGAACAAGGUGAUAACAAGGAAGACUCUACUAAGACCACAGAGGAACAAGGUGAUAACAAGGAAGACUCUACUAAGACCACAGAGGAACAAGGUGAUAACAAGGAAGACUGUACUAAGACCACAGAGGAACAAGGUGAUAACGAGGAAGACUCUACUAAGACCACAGAGGAACAAGGUGAUAACAAGGAAGAUUCUACUAAGACCACAGAGGAACAAGGUGAUAACAAGGAAGACUCUACUAAGACCACAGAGGAACAAGGUGAUAACAAGGAAGACUCUACAGACAGUGUGGUUGGGGAGAAGAGCCUGCAGACCAAGCUACAGGGGAGUCUGGAGAAUCUGGUCCUGGAGGAAUGAAGGAUGGAGAGGGGAAGGAGGGAGAGAAGGAGGAGGCGGCACCGGAUAAAGCUGAGGAGGGUGGAGAAGCAGGGGAGGACGGUCCAUCUUCAACAGAUGGAAAAGAGGAGAAAGAGAAAGUGGACAGAGGACGAGAUUAUUCAUACCAUGAGGAAAAGAGAGAUGAGGAGGAAGUAGACAAAGAACCUGGAACUGAGACCGAUUCUGAGACAGAGGAGGGAGGAAGUAGACAAGGAACCUGGAACUGAGACAGAUUCUGAGACGGAGGAGGGAGGAAGUAGACAAGGAACCUGGAACUGAGACAGAUUCUGAGACAGAGGAGGGAGGAAGUAGACAAGGAACCUGGAACUGAGACAGAUUCUGAGACAGAGGAGGGAGGAAGUAGACAAGGAACCUGGAACUGAGACAGAUUCUGAGACGGAGGGGGGAGGAAGUAGACAAGGAACCUGGAACUGAGACAGAUUCUGAGACAGAGGAGGGAGGAAGUAGACAAGGAACCUGGAACUGAGACAGAUUCUGAGACAGAGGAGGGAGGAAGUGAAAAAGAAGAUACAACGAAAUAAAAAUUAAAAGAGGGUGAUGCUUCGGAGACAGGAGAAGAUAGAGAGGUUAAUGGAGAGAAGGAUGCAGGUAAAAAGGAAGAGGAGGAAGAUGCAGCUACUUCAAAAGAUGCAAAAGACAGACGAGUCUGCAAAGGAGAAAGGAGAGGGGGUGAGAAAGAGGAGAGAAACGAGGAGGGAGAAUCAGAAUCCCAUUCCAGUGAAGAGGAAGAAACGGAGACCAAGUAAAAGGUUCUAAUUAGAAAAGUAAAGAAGCAAAGAAGUGCUGAAGUGGUGUUUAGAAAAGCCUUAGGGUCAAGGGUGGUAAGACAAACAUGUAGGAAACAAAGAAAAAUAUGAUUAUAAUCGAAGACAAAAAACUAUAUUAGAUACAGGGUUCUCACCAGGAUUUUUUAACAAGGUGGUGCUGCUGAACAAAGCGCCCCUCUUACAUUCUUUGGGGAAUACCCUGGAUAUCAUAUUACAUUUACGUCAUUUAGCAGACGCUCUUAUCCAGAGCGACUUAUAGUUAGUGAGUGCAUACAUUUUUCA